Molecule: messenger RNA, 1520 nt
Organism: Vigna umbellata (rice bean)
Lineage: Eukaryota; Viridiplantae; Streptophyta; Magnoliopsida; Fabales; Fabaceae
Source: RefSeq, a predicted model, not a curated record
CGCGUUUAAGUAUAUACUUGUUCAAUCCAUUGUCAAAAUUUCAAAACACGGAAAACGACAAGCAAAGGGCGAGAGCAAAAAAGUAAAAGAAAAAGGAACGGAAAAGCCAACUACGCACUUGUUACGUUGCCAUUGCCCUCGAUCCGCACAGCACACAGCACACAGUGAUAUUCGAGUCCGUAGAGAGCAGGCGACGCAAGCGAGCGAAGCCGCCGCCAUGGUUAGGGCUCGCGAGAACUGGGAGAAGCUGGUUCGAGCCUCACUGAAGAGGGAGCAGCUAAGGAAUGCAGGCCAAGGACACGCCAGAGUCCCCAGCGGAAUCGCCGGCGCGGUUCCUCCGUCCCUCGCGCAAACCACUAACAUUGAUUUGAUCUUGCAGGCCGCCGAUGAAAUUCAAUCGGAGGAUCCUAACGUUGCUAGGAUCUUGUGCGAGCAGGCAUAUAGUAUGGCUCAAAAUCUGGAUCCCGACAGUCAUGGUAGGGGAGUUUUACAAUUCAAGACUGGUUUAACGUCUGUAAUCAAGCAAAAACUUGCUAAGAAGGAUGGAGUUCGGAUUGAUCGCAAUCGUGACUUGGAAAACCUUUGGAAGUUUUAUCUUCACUACAAGCAACAUCAUAGAGUGGAUGACAUUCAACGAGAAGAACAGAGAUUGCAAGAAUCUGGAACUUUUAGCUCCUCAUUGGGAGAGUUGAAGCUUAGAUCAUCAGAAAUGAGAAAGAUCAUUGCUACGCUACGGGCUUUAGUGGAGGUCCUGGAGGCACUUAGUAAGGAUGCUGAUCCCAACGGAGUUGGAGGACUCGUAGUGGAGGAGUUGAGAAAAUUAAAGAAGUCAAGUGUGACAUUAUCUGGAGAGCUUACACCAUACAAUAUUAUUCCUCUGGAAGCACCAUCAUUAACCAAUCCUAUCAGAAUUUUCCCUGAAGUUAAAGCUGCAAUAUCUGCAAUUAGGUAUACUGAUCAGUUACCUAGACUUCCUGCUGGAUUUAAAGUAUCUGGACAAAGGGAUGCAGACUUGUUCGAUCUUCUAGAAUUUGUGUUUGGUUUUCAGGUUUGUAAUGAUUGGUGGGAAUUUUUAAUUCUAUAUAUCAUUGCUGUGUGUCAUGGCUAAUUGCAUCGUAACUAACAGAUCUCUUUCAAGGUUCCUGCUGGAUUGGUCAUCUAUUUUUUUUUUUGAAGUUUUAUUACUGAUACAAAAUGGUGGUUCCCAUUCCCAAUAUUUUAAAUCAACAAUUAGCAAAAGAUGAAUAUUUGCUACUACUAAUAACAAAGAAGGGGAUUUUGUUACACUAAACAUAUGACUUCUACCUGUUCCAUUUCCAAAUAGCCCUCUUACUGACAUUGUUCAACUGUAUUGGUAGUUACAUGUCUCUUCUCGCACUUAAGCUUUGUUUACUAGCUAAGAUUAAUUUGCAUGGUCUACUGGCUGCUUUACACUUGGUGCAUGUUUGAUAAAGCUUUUCCCAUCAAUAUUAGCUGUUUGAUUGAAAAUAAGCCAUUUUUAAAGUAAGCUAGAUUUUUUG